GUGACGAGCACGACGGCGAUCUCCGCGUGGCGCGUAGCUGGCUCGCCUCGAAGGGAUCGGCGGGGCGUGGCUGCUCUCGAGAUUCGUCGAGCGCCCGGCAAAGAUCACUCAUAGAUGAUUCGUUGGCGACAGACGACGAGCUUUGGGAUGUGAGACAAUGAGCUAGCGAGCGACCUCGCGAUUUCCGCGGCCUCGGCUCCAGCGAUCAAUCAUCUCAUGUCAUAGGCCGCCCCAGGAGGUAGGGAUCGAUCUCGCUCCUUUCGCUCUCCUCCGCGCGAGCUAGUUUUCGAGCGAUCAGGGCUUGGGUAUGGAGGAGAGCGUGAUCAAGGAAGAAUGUGGGGUCGCCACCGAGAAGGCAAAGGGCGUAGUGGAGGAGGAGAAGAGGGAAGUCAUUGAAGAGGACAGGCACAGUCGCGAGGAGGAAAAAGAAGAGGGGGGAUUUGACAAGUCCACGCGGAAGGAGAGCAGUCCCGCGGUUUCACUCAAGCCCGACUUGAACGAGAUCGAUCGCGAGGAGGAGGAAAGGGGCGAGGAAGAGAAGAAAGAAGAAGCUGACCAAGAUGUGGUGGUGCUCUCCAAGAGCUCCGGCAGUCCCGAGAAGCUAGAAGCGAAGGACAAGGCGAUGGCUACUCCAGCGAAGGAUGAUUUGCUGCUCACGCUCGGUGGGAGCUGGGGCGCUGGCGAAAGUAAGAAGCUCUUCCCGCCGGAGACGACGAUCAAGGCCAGGAAACCGUCUUCUUCGCUGGGAGGAGGCGGUGGUGGUGGUGGUGGUGGCGGAGAGAUAUCUCUGUCACUGGGAUCUUCCGGGUGUAACGCCCCCUCGGCUUCACUGGUGAGUGGGAAGGUGAUGAGCGUUCGCUCCAUCUCGAACACCACCACCGUCAACACUAGAUCCUUCGUCCACAAUCCCAGCUGCUCGCUCACGCACAACUCGCUGGAUGAUCUCAACUCCAGCGCGACGCAGUACGUUGCUGGGCACGAGAACGAGACGGUGUCUCACGGUGGUCUCUUCGGUCCUCAGGGGAUCAUCCAGAGAAGUAGGAAUCCUUUUCCGGACAGUGGAGCUCUCGCUGCUGCUGCUGCUGCUCACAAGAACAACGUGGCCACCACCACCACCAACAACAACAAUGGCACCACCACCACCACCACCAUCACCAGGAGCAGCAACAGUGCCGGUUUCCAGCACCAGCACCAAGUUCCACCACCCGUCAAGUGGAACUCUUACAACUUGGAGCCGUAUCACGCCUUGUUCCCAGAUCUCAAGGAGGGCUUUCGAAAGCACGCUGGGACGCGACGGGGCAAGCACAAGGCGGCCGAGGAGAGGUCCCUCCAAGGAGAGAACCGUGUGGGGCUGUACGAGGUGGCGGCGGAUCCCGUAGCGGUGGUGGCCAACAAGCUCCAGGAGCUCCCGGAUAUCUUCCUCGAGGACUUGAAGAAGUCGCUCACGGAGAUGCUCGGCAGCGUGGAGAAGCGGGACGAGUUCCUGCGGCUGCAAAGGAUCCUCCAGCGGCGGAACGACCUCUCGGCCGAGAACCUCUACGUUGCCCACCGCACGCAGCUGGAGCUCCUGGUGGCGAUGAAAACGGGCAUCCAGGCUUUUCUUCUCUGCGAGAACCGGAUGUCUACCGCGGCUCUCGUGGAGGUUUUCCUCCAGAAGCGGUGCCGCAACUUCGCGUGCCAGAACCAGCUCCCUACCGACGACUGCGACUGCCAGUUUUGCUCACAAAAGGAGGGAUUUUGCAGCGGGUGUAUGUGCAUCGCCUGCUCCAAGUUCGACUUCAUGGCCAACACUUGCCGCUGGGUUGGCUGCGACUUUUGCCUCCACUGGUGCCACACCGACUGUGGGAUCCGACUGUCGUAUAUCAAGCCCGGGACUGCUCAAGGUGGAAAGCAGUCGGAGAUGCAGUUCGUGUGCGUGGCUUGCGGCCAUGCCUCGGACUUGUUUGGCUUCGUCCGGGAGGUGUUUACGACGUACGCCAAGGAUUGGAGCGCCGAGACUCUGCGGCAGGAGCUCGACUGUAUCCAGAGGAUAUUUCGGCGCAGCCAGGACUCUAGAGGGAAACAGCUGUGCUGGAUUGCCGAGAAAAUGCUGGGCAAGGUGGAGGGAUGCGGUGACACUUCCGAGUUAUGCGAGGCGAUCGUCCGGUUCUUCCAAGAGGGGAAGAUCGAUUUGGAGACUGCCAAAGUGCAGCAUCAGCAGCAGCAUCAGCAGCAGCAACAGCAGCAGCAGCAUGGAGGUGGAGAAGUUCCUGCGGGUGCGGUUGCAGUUCGAAGCGGCAGCUACGCGAAUGCUGCGGAGGAAAUGGUGGCGAAGAGCAAGAGUGGUUCUGGGAACGGUAACUUGCAGAUUCUCGACCGGGAGCUCGAGGCCAAGAGGAACGAGAUUGCCGAGAUGCAGUACAGCCGGGCGAGGAAGCGGAGCGAGAUCGAGGAGAUGGAGAGCGCCAUCCACAUAAAGCAGGCCGAAGCCAAGAUGUUCCAGCUGCGAGCCGACGAGGCCCGGCUCGAGGCGGAGAGGCUGAGAAAGAUCGUGCUGGCCAAGAGCGAGAAGAUGGAGGAGGAGUACGUCGCCAAGGGGUACAAGCUCCACGUUAACAACGCGGUGGAGAAGAGGAAGCGGUGCUUUGUGGAGUACCAGAUGCUGGAGAAGGGGCUCCAGGACUUCAACUCGAUGAAGAGCAAGCUGGUGACGGACGUGCACGACGUGCUCAUGAAGAUGGACGUGAUGAAACGCAACAAGAUGCUGUGAGUGGGGAUCGAGCUUUUCCGAUAAGAGAGAAAGAAGAAAGAUCGCAAGAGCUCUCUGGAGGAAAGAACACACACAGGAAGAAGCGGAAACUUCGUCACAACUGGUAAAUCUUAGCUCAUUUUUGUUGAACUUCCAAAAGCUUGCUAGAUCAAGUUUGGGUGUGGACGUUCUUAGAGAGCUCCGAGAAGAAGGUCCUUGUUAAAUGGCCGGACUCCUCUGUGACUAAGAACCCAGCGCUUGCUUGUGAAAAGAAUCGAAGAUCCCUAUGGAUUGUUUGAUCAA
Selaginella moellendorffii is the source of this 3031-nucleotide messenger RNA. RefSeq names its product OBERON-like protein. Bases 308 to 2749 code for a protein of 813 amino acids. NCBI's taxonomy places the organism in Eukaryota, Viridiplantae, Streptophyta, Lycopodiopsida, Selaginellales, Selaginellaceae. The transcript has 2 exons. The record is from RefSeq and is a predicted model, not a curated record. Gene Ontology annotation, cellular component: nucleus.